This is a messenger RNA of Spirodela intermedia, 3997 nucleotides long. Lineage: Eukaryota; Viridiplantae; Streptophyta; Magnoliopsida; Alismatales; Araceae. The record is from the annotation of a GenBank genome assembly.
AUGACUCGAGUAUACGUAGGGAACCUGGAUUCACGAGUGUCAGAAAGAGAGCUUGAAGAUGAUUUCCGAGCUUAUGGCGUGCUUCGUAGGUGGGUGAUUGUUGGUUGUAAUCUUAUAAUUUUCCCAUCUUCCUGAAGUAUUCUGCAUUUGUAUCUAUCAGUGUCUGUGGUCGUAAAGAGGCAGUUGAUUGUGAUAAGAAGAUAUAUUUGACACUUUUAAAAUAUCCUUUUUUUUCUUAAUUCAUUAUGUGCGUCUUCCGUAGGUGCUUGGAUAAAACAAGUGAUUUGCUUACCUUGUAAUUAUGUACUGAUGAUGUUUCAGUUUGUGUGGACAUUAGUGGUCAGAGCUACUGCUCUUGUCAUGAAGAAAUAGUAAACGCUGUAAAACGUAAAUUUUUGAAUUCUCUGGAUGAACAGUUCAGUUGCAUUAAACAAGUGAUUCCCUUUUGAUUACUGCAUGCUAUUUUUCGGUACAAGAGUAUGGCUCUUAAUUUUUUUCCGUGAGAAGACAAAUUGAUGGAGAUGAUCACAUGACAUUCGUUUUUCUGGCCUUCUUAUUUUUUUCAGUGCAUAUUCUGUCAAUAAUUGCAUAAAUAAUUUAAAUAUUUACCUUCUUUCAGUAAGGUGUUCGUUUUCGUGACAUCAUGCAUAUUCUUAUUCUCUUUUUUUAAUUAUCCUUACUAUAGUGCGACACUUAUCAUGUUCACGCGAAUGCAUGUAAAUAAGCAAAAGCUGGACAGGAUGGCGUCUUUCUUCCUUCAGUGGCGUGGAGGAAGUGAUUGUUAACAUAUUUGCACACUUAUUGCAGUGUUUGGGUUGCUCGAAGGCCACCAGGUUAUGCUUUUGUUGAAUUUGAUGAUCACAGAGACGCUGUAGAUGCUAUCCGUGCAUUGGAUGGUGAGCAUAUAAGUUUUCCAUUUCAUUUGUCUACCUGACUGAUAAUGUCAUAGGAACCUGAUAAUACCAUCAUCUCGCAAUUUGUGUAUAGUAUGUUUCACCUGUUUAUUAGAGACAUAUCGGCCACCUUGAUGUGGACACUUUGGAAAUGCUGCAUAUCAAUUCUGUUUCACUGAAACUGGUCAUAUCUGCUGGACAACAUGUCAUUGAAUUUUUCGGCAGUGUUAUAUCUCAUAUUCAAUUUCUCACAGUUGAAUUGAUGCAAAUCUGUACACCCAGACCAUCAGGAACUAUAUGCUUUCUAAAUAUUUUAGAAGGAUUAAACUUUCAGUUGUGUUAAAAAAACUGAUCCUUCAUUUUAGAAGGAUGAAACUGUUUUUAAAUUCAUUCUAAUUCUUGAGAAUUGACCGAGUAUUUGGGGGGGGGGGUGUGGAUAAGGUGAAAAAGUUAGUUUUCUAUCGGCCGUCUCUUACUCUUCAUAUCACUCUGUACUUUGGGAGACGCAGAAUUCCAGAUUGAUGCAUCUAGGCAGCGCUGUUGAAUUACUUGAAGAGCACAAGGCAUUUCAUCAGAGAAAGUGCACAAGCAGAUAGGAAGACAGAUAAUUAUGGUGGAAGUAGGCAGGUUAAGGGCAGCUUUCUUUCUGGUGAGGUGCUGUAUGUAGAGACUGUCCGAUGCGUACAGCUUGUUUGAAAUUAUUUUGGAGAGGCAUUAUGCUUAUGCUGAAUGAACUUCAGAAGGGUAUAAGGUGCCUCCUUACAACAGAUGAGGGGCCCUGAUAUUGUCUCUUGUGACAAGAUACGGCCUUCAUGAUGUUUUUUCCUUUAAAUUAUGGAAAUGUAAUGAUAUAUUACUUCGGUGGUAAUGUUUUUUUGGAGACUUAAUUCGAUAAGGUAAUAUGGACAUAAAAAGAUCUCAUACAGAAGAAGUAAAUGGGCCCUCAAUAGUCCUCAUUGACCAAAAAUCUUGAGUAUUUGAGAAAGUUAAGUCGUCAAUGAUUUGAAUUGAAGGGUACCAGAUCCCUUCUUGACUUGAGGCAACAGAUUAUAGUUCUCAUGAGAGGUUUGCUUGUAUACGCUUUUCCAAAGAAACUAAGGUGAUCCUGAUAGGGAUGGAUAUGAUUAGUGGAAACUCCUCCUCAGCUAUCAGAUGACAAAAAUUAUAAAAUUGGGAACAAAAGUGAAGCAUGGGACUUGGUUGUAGUUGAAAGAUUAUUGAAUAGUGAGUACGGAAUAGUAUUAUAACUUAUUCUGGGAGAGACUUAGUGGAUGAGAAAGCAAAGAACAGUGUUUAAAAAAAGCAACGAAAAUGGUUUUUUGGUUCUACGACCAUUUUGCGAAAAUGUGAUGGUAUCAAACUAUCUCUAUGAUCCAUUCCCUUGUAGGGAUAAAUAAAUUCACUAUUGCUUAGAAAAUAGUGAAAUGACAUGGCAUCUGGAACUUUAAUGAACUCAGAGGAGUGCUCAACAGUUGAUGAUCUCAGAUGAUAUUCAGGUGUGCUUAUGUAGAAUAUAGUUUAGUGGAUAACUCCAACUGCUGGAAAGUACUAUUUCCCAAUGAAGGUGCAACUAUUGAGUGCUGUUUUAUAGAGUCGCCAACUGAGUUAUUAUCCCCUUGCUGAAAUAUUCCCUCUCUUUUUGCUUUAUACAUGGAAAGACUUUGUCACUUCUUCGUUUGGAUAUGCUACUUGGAGAGCGUUAGUUAUAAAUUAUGGGGAUUUCUGACUCAGCUGGUUGCAUCUGGCUUGGUGGAAAUAUGUGCCAGCGGGUGAAAAUGUUUAUAGUGAAAUGUAUACUAUAUUAGCUAUCGGAUGGAUGAUCUGGGAUCAGAGGAAUAUCAGAUUGUUUAAUUCUGGUAGGGAAUGAUCAAGCCUAGGACAACUGUGGUCUCAGUGAUGUUAAUCUGAUGUGUGCAGAACCAUGAAGGACGUAGAAAAUCUGUUUGUUUAUAUCAUGCAUUUACUUAUGGCGGAAAUGGCUGGUAUGUUUUUCUUGUCGCUAUUUUUUGACUCUACUUUUAAAGAUUUUAUCUAGUCUGUAGGUUGAUGAAUGAUUAGAUAAUAUACAAUGCAUUUUAGCAUUCUAAUCUGAAAGUGCGCUAGCUGCAUAGGUGUGUUUAUUAAAAAUCUGUGCUUUUAUGUUUGUCCAUCUAUAUAGUUGUUUUGACUCAAUUACGGAUCUGUUUCUGAAAUUCUCCUUCUUCUGAGCUAUGGGAAUGUUAGCUUGGUAAUCAGAUUGAAUUAUUUUUUUGUUUGGAAGAAUCGUGUGCAGUUGACAUACGAAUGCGCUAUCAUUGAUAUUAAUGUAUUCUUGGUGUAGUUGGUGCAGUUUUCACUUUUUCCUUUCAAACUUCUGUCCCAUCUCCCAUUGAAUAUAAUAUUUCUACAAAUAAUUUUCAAAUGCAGGGAAGAAUGGCUGGCGUGUGGAGCUUUCUCAUAACUCAAAAGGUGGAGGUCGUGGUGGCAGUAGUAGUGUUGGUGGACGUCGUGGGGCAGGCGAUGGAUGUUAUGAAUGUGGUGAACCAGGUCACUUUGCCCGAGAGUGUCGUUUGCGAAUUGGUCCUGGUGGAAUGGGAAGUGGAAGGCGCCGAAGUCCUAGCCCACCUAGGUACCGUAGGAGCCCUAGCUAUGGACGAAGGUAUAUGCUAUUUUGAAUGUUAAGAUAUAACCAAAUUUAUUGGGCACUUUGUUAGUUUAAUGUUUCAUUAACUUCAACCAGUGUUCUCACAUUCCUGUGCAUCAUAAUUUUCAUGAUGUGUAGCUCCAAGCUCAUUGUCUGUAGUUUUUUUUUUUUUGUUGUGGCUGCCAUGUACUGAAGUUAUGGUUUUAAUUGCGGAUAUUUCCAGUAUGUUGAUUUUUUGAUGUAGAAGGUAUUAUGCAUUGUUCUGGAGUAGACUGCAAUGGUUGAUCUCACACCACCUGCCAGUAUGUAUUCAUUUGUCCUCCAUCUGCCUCACACUUUUUGAUUUUAUAGGAGUUACAGUCCAGGUGGACGAAAAUCCCCACGGCGUCGGAGUGUCUCCCCUCGCCGAGGGCGGAGCCCUAGCCGAUCACCAUAUCGUUCUCAUGAUUCUCCUGCUAAUGGGUAUGUUCAGUUUCCAUGA